AUUUCGUCUUUGAGCUUCAAUGCAAACCGUAUGGCUGUGGGCGUCCUCCUUUCAAUUUCCUGCGUACCUGAGUUGCUUGUAAUGUACCGAGCGAGCAUCCAAUCAUUCUAUUCUCCUCAAUUUGAGGUUUUGUCAUCUGCCGGAACUUAUGAGGUGUGGCAUGGGCAGCAGUGACUGCGACCCAAUGCACAGUGCACACAAUUACCAGAUAACUAACUCGUACCGGACUUAUUCGCGGAUCGCUUCUUCGGUGCGGCGAUGCUUAGCGAUCAAGAGGUCGAACGGGCCGCGGCCCAGCUCGCCGAAUACAGGCAGAGCAACGCAUUGUCCAAGCUCCUCGAACAGUAUGCGGUCUUGAUCGAGGAUUACAAGCGUCUCAAGAGCGAUUACGAGGAGGAGCGCGAGACGAGGGAAAAGUACAAGCAGAUGGUCAGGGACCAAGAGCGCAACCCGUUUGUGCUCGUCUUGGUGGAUGGCGACGGCUAUGUCUUCAACGAGACGUUGCUUGCGAAACGUGCUGAGGGCGGAAGCGCUGCGGCCCAAAUGCUCAACGACGAAAUCAAGGCCAGUCUGCGACGGAAAGGUCUGGAACACUGCCAGGUCAUGGUGCGGAUAUACGCCAAUGUCUUUGGUCUGUCAAAGGUCCUUUCCAAAGCCGGUCUCGUCGGCGCCGAGAGCCGGUCGCUUGGCCCGUUCAUCGCCAACUUCAAUCGCGCCUACGGUCUGACAGAAUUGGUCGACGCCGGGGAGCUGAAGGAGAACGCAGACUCUAAGCUGCGCGCGCUCCUGCACCUCUAUGCGGACAAUACCCAGUGCAAGCACAUCUACUUUGCGGCUUGCCACGAUGUCGGCUACAUCUCGGAGCUUACACCCUUUGUGGGCAACAGCUCCAAGUUCACACUCGUUAAUACUCCCGGUAUCCGGUUUCACGACGAAUUCAGGAAGCUCGGCAUGGCCAUUGAAGACUUCCGUGGUGGUGUCUUUCGGCAUAGCCCUUUAGACGGAACCACUUCAUAUCGUCCUUCCAGCAACGGUGUCCAUGCGAAAACUGUCCCUGGACCGCCGCAACCUGGUUCGCCGAUGAAGCGGACAUUGGCACCAAACUCAGCGGUCUCCAGUGCGACGAAGAAGCCUAUUUGCCCAUUCGACUCCCUAGGGAAGUGCCGAUAUGGCAAAUCCUGCAAACUCCUCCAUGUUACUCCGCUUAACGAGACAAGCAGCACUGCGCCGCAAGCUGCGGGGCUGCGGUCCAUGGUUAUGUCGUCGGCCACAGUCGAUGUCUUGAUCGAGUUAGUCAAGCUCCCGAAGAAGCACCAAAUCCCCGAGGGUUAUGUACCGGUCAACAAGAGCAACUACCGCCUCGAUCCGUACCUAGAACUCGUCGAAGAUGAUGCUAUGAGACGGCUAAAGGCCCGCAUCGAGAAACAUCGGUUGUGCAACAAUUUCCAUCUACAAGGGUCCUGCGACGCCGGUGAUCGAUGUGAGUACGACCAUCAGCCUCUCGAGCCUGAGCUGCUGCAGGCAUUGGAGUCGCUGGCCCGCAACCAACCAUGCACGCGGCGAGGUAGCUGCAGACUUCAAGGCUGCAAUCAUGGACACAUUUGCCAGACUCCCGAAUGCAGACAUCGCGGCGGUAAGGCUUAUUGCAAGAUUCCACACGCUGCCCAUCUGGAAGACUUAGAAUGCGCUCGCUAUGUACCCGGUGUCACUAAGCAGGACGGAAAGACGGCCAACAGCGGCAGUGGAAGCAGCACUACCAGCGGGUAGACCGGACGGCGGGCCUAUCUACGUCGGUCAUGGGCGACAACUAGCUCAGAAUCGUCGUCUUAUUCCUUGGAUAUGCGACGCGGCUCCCUGAGAGAUAAGGGUGCCGGUGCAUACAAUAUGGGAUAAGACUGACAUUAGCGCAUGCCCGCCCAGCACAUGCCCGGCCCAGGAAGCAUGUCUCAUCAUGGCCACCCGCUUACGAAGCCGCCCCUACCUAACACUUUUGCAGCAAGAACAGA
Molecule: messenger RNA, 2006 nt
Organism: Chaetomium strumarium
Lineage: Eukaryota; Fungi; Ascomycota; Sordariomycetes; Sordariales; Chaetomiaceae
Exons: 3
Coding region: 259-1767 (502 amino acids)
Molecular function (GO): metal ion binding
Source: RefSeq, a predicted model, not a curated record